Manihot esculenta (cassava) is the source of this 1068-nucleotide messenger RNA. Its product is annotated as serine/threonine-protein kinase PBL13. NCBI's taxonomy places the organism in Eukaryota, Viridiplantae, Streptophyta, Magnoliopsida, Malpighiales, Euphorbiaceae. Gene Ontology annotation, biological process: protein phosphorylation. The transcript is spliced from 4 exons. The coding region runs from base 1 to 1068 and encodes 355 amino acids. Gene Ontology annotation, cellular component: plasma membrane. Gene Ontology annotation, molecular function: protein kinase activity; ATP binding. The record is from RefSeq and is a predicted model, not a curated record.
AUGAAUUUCGUAAAAUCUUCUGGUACAAGACUAAACUGGAACAAAACCCUAAAAAUUAUAAGGGGAGCAGCACGUGCAAUACAAGAGCUGCAUAGUCAUUCACCUCCACUCGUCUAUCGCGAUUUAAAGCUCGACAAUAUUUUAUUGGAUAAGAAUUUUACCCCUAUACUGGCUGAUUUUGGGGCAGUCACACCUGAGGGAGAAACUUUGAGACUUGGUACCUCUGGUUACACGGAUCCAUCAAUUAUGAACAAUGGAGCUGGAAGCAGAGCGAAUGACAUAUACAGCUUGGGAGUGAUGAUACUGCAGCUAAUUAUGAAGGAAAAGAUAGUUUCAUUUCCAGGCUGCAGCGUGACUUGGCAUAUUGCUGAUCUGGCAAGCAGAGUCCACUCUAGCAAAGGACAUGCUGUUCAUCCAAAAUUAACAACCACUGGCUGCUCCAAAUUGGCUGCAAUUGCUAUUACACAGCUUGGAUUGGACUGUCUCCAUCCUAAAAUGUCUCAUCGUCCCAAUAUUACUCAAGUCCUAUCUAGAAUUCAAGAUUUAGAAAAAAACCGUGAGCAAGCAACCACAGUCCAUACAACCAGAAGAAGAAGGGAGGACAAACUAGCCAGGGAACCCACGAAUAAGACUAGAAGCUGUGCAGUGAGAAGCCUAAUAGAGGAGGAGGAUGACGUGAGUAAAAGCGCAACACUAGAAAGAUAUGAAAUGAAGAGUGAGGAAGAAGGAGCCAAUUCAAAAACCUUGGCAAAUGUCGAAAAAACUUACUUGAAAGAUGAAGGAAUGGUCGAGAAACUAGAAAAGCUGAAAGAAGAACUACCAGCCGAGCUAAAGAGCCAAGCAGGAGCACAUACAAGUCUGAGAAUGUCUUCCCUGUUCGUGGCCUGCAUUCAAGAAGAAACCAUCUCUAAAAAAUUUUUGAUGUUAACCAUGGGAGCAUACAAUAGUGCAGAAAACCUCAGAGACCAUGUAAUUAAUGACAAGACUUUUAUGGAGCUGCAAACCCACUCUGAUGCCUUACUCUGCAAGGUAUUCCCAACUACUCUAACUGGGGUAGCUUUGACCUAG